Indicator indicator is the source of this 1278-nucleotide messenger RNA. It is a transcript of the gene SHH, whose product is annotated as sonic hedgehog signaling molecule. The record is from RefSeq and is a predicted model, not a curated record. Gene Ontology annotation, molecular function: calcium ion binding; patched binding. NCBI's taxonomy places the organism in Eukaryota, Metazoa, Chordata, Aves, Piciformes, Indicatoridae. The coding region runs from base 1 to 1278 and encodes 425 amino acids. The transcript is spliced from 3 exons. Gene Ontology annotation, biological process: cell-cell signaling; protein autoprocessing; cell fate specification.
AUGGACGAAAUGCUGCUGUUGACAAGAAUUCUCUUGGUGGGCUUCAUCUGCGCUCUUUUAGUCUCCUCUGGGCUGACUUGUGGACCAGGCAGGGGCAUUGGAAAAAGGAGACACCCCAAAAAGCUGACCCCUUUAGCCUAUAAGCAGUUUAUUCCCAAUGUGGCAGAGAAGACCCUAGGGGCCAGUGGAAGAUAUGAAGGGAAGAUCACAAGAAACUCCGAGAGAUUUAAAGAACUAACCCCAAAUUACAACCCUGACAUUAUUUUUAAGGAUGAAGAGAACACGGGAGCUGACAGACUGAUGACUCAGCGCUGCAAGGAUAAGCUGAACGCUCUGGCGAUCUCGGUGAUGAAUCAGUGGCCCGGGGUGAAACUGCGGGUGACAGAGGGCUGGGACGAGGACGGCCACCACUCCGAGGAGUCUCUGCACUACGAGGGCCGCGCCGUGGACAUCACCACUUCGGACAGAGACCGCAGCAAGUACGGCAUGCUGGCCCGCCUCGCCGUGGAGGCGGGCUUCGACUGGGUCUACUACGAGUCCAAGGCGCACAUUCAUUGCUCCGUCAAAGCAGAAAACUCAGUGGCAGCAAAAUCAGGGGGCUGCUUCCCAGGCACGGCCGUAGUGCACCUGGAGCAAGGCGGCACGAAGCUGGUGAAGGACCUGAGCCCUGGGGACCGGGUGCUGGUGGCUGACACAGAGGGCAAGCUGCUCUACAGUGACUUCCUCGCCUUCCUUGACCGGGAGGAUGGCUCCCACAAGCUCUUCUACGUCAUCGAGACACAGCAACCUAGGGCCCAGCUGCUGCUGACAGCUGCCCACCUCCUCUUCGUGGCUCCCCAGCACAACCAGUCACAGCCAGGGACCCCCAGCAGCCAGGCGCUCUUUGCCAGCCGCGUACGGCCAGGCCAAAGGGUCUACGUGUUGGGCGAGGGCGGGCAGCAGCUCCUGCCAGCGGCUGUGCACAGCGUCUCGCUGCGGGAGGAGGCUUCGGGGGCCUACGCCCCACUCACCGCCCAGGGCACCAUCCUCAUCAACCGGGUGCUGGCCUCCUGCUACGCUGUCAUCGAGGAGCACAGCUGGGCACACUGGGCGUUCGCUCCCUUCCGCCUGCUCCAGGCGUUGCUGGCCACCCUCUGCCCCUCCAGCGGGGGGGCCCUGAUGGGUGCCCCCACCACCCACGGCAUCCACUGGUACUCUCGCCUCCUCUACCGCAUCGGCAGCUGGGUGCUGGAUAGUGACUCUUUGCACCCCCUGGGCAUGGUGGGGCCAUCCAGCUGA